AUGAGCGUCGACGCAGAAAAGAGCGCCGUCGACAAGGCCGUCGGCGACAACUCGUCCAACUCGGACGUCGACAACAUUGUCGACCCCGAUGCGGGCCUGUCAGAGGAGGAGAGGAAGGCUGCCGAGCGCAAGCUGCUGUGGAAGCUUGACCUCCAGCUCAUCCCGUGGCUCUCGCUGCUGUACCUCAUUUGCUUCUUGGACAGGACAAACAUCGGCAACGCCAAGAUUGCCGACCUGCCGGCCGCCAUUGGCAUCGACAUCAAGAAGGAGCCCGACAGGUUCAAUUCCACCUUGACCAUCUUCUUCGUCUCGUAUGCCCUGUUUGAGGCGCUGUGUAACUUUCUGCUCAAGAAGUUGCGCCCGUCCAUCUUCAUCCCCUCCAUCAUGGUUCUCUGGGGCGCAUGCAUGCUGGGCAUGGGCUUUGUCAAGAACUGGUCCGGCUUGAUGGCUGCUAGAUGGUUCCUCGGCGUCUGCGAGGCCGGCCUCUUCCCCGGCAUCAACUACUACCUGUCGUGCUGGUACCGACGAGACGAGUUCGGCGUCCGCGCCGCCAUUUUCUUCUCGGCGGCCGCCAUUGCCGGCUCCUUCGGCGGUCUGCUGGCGGCGGCCAUCCAGAACAUGAACGGCUUGGGCGGCCUCGAGGGCUGGGCGUGGAUCUUUAUCAUCGAGGGCGCCCUCACCAUCGUCGUCGCGUUCAUCUCCUUCUUCAUGGUGCACGACUUUCCCGACGAGGCCAAGUUCCUCUCCAAGGAGGACCGAGCGCGCGUCAUCCUCCGACUCAAGCGCGACGGCCAGCACUCUGCUGAACACGAGGAGUUCAAGAUCGAGUACCUCUGGGCCGCCCUCAAGGACUGGAAGACGUACGCUGGAAUGCUCAUCUACAUGGGUCCCCUCAUGCCGCUGUACGCCUUCAGCACGUUCCUUCCCAGCAUUAUCCAGUCCAUGAGCUUCACCGACAAGACGCACAUCAUCAAGAACCAGCUUCUGAGUGUGCCACCCUACGCCGUUGCCGCCAUCUUGACUGUUGCUGUUGGCUUCGCGUCGGACAGGACAAAGAAGCGUGGCAUCUACAACAUGGGCUGCGCCUUCAUCGGUAUCAUUGGCUUCAUCAUGCUCAUGGCCACGACAAAUCCUGCCGUGCAAUACGCGGGCACCUUCCUCGGAGCGUGCGGCAUCUACCCCAGCAUCUCCCUUACCAUUGCGUGGAUCGCCAACAACGUCGAGGGCGUGUACAAGCGAGGCAUCGUGCUCGGUUUCGUCAUCGGCUGGGGCAACCUCAACGGAGUCGUGAGCAGCAACAUCUACCGAGACCCGCCCCGGUACUUUACCGGCCACGGCGCCGUCACGGGCUACCUGUUCGUCUGCAUGUUCGGCGGCAGCCUGCUCAUGUGGACGAUGCUCCGGCGGGAGAACAAGAAGCGCCUCAACGGGGAGCGGGACCACUGGGUCCAGGGCAAGACGGAGGCAGAGAUCAACAUGCUCGGCGACAAGCGUCCGGACUUCAUCUACACCCUUUGA
Molecule: messenger RNA, 1518 nt
Organism: Purpureocillium lilacinum
Lineage: Eukaryota; Fungi; Ascomycota; Sordariomycetes; Hypocreales; Ophiocordycipitaceae
Biological process (GO): transmembrane transport
Cellular component (GO): membrane
Molecular function (GO): transmembrane transporter activity
Source: RefSeq, a predicted model, not a curated record